Molecule: messenger RNA, 2628 nt
Organism: Diaporthe amygdali
Lineage: Eukaryota; Fungi; Ascomycota; Sordariomycetes; Diaporthales; Diaporthaceae
Product: vacuolar protein-sorting protein BRO1
Exons: 6
Coding region: 1-2628 (875 amino acids)
Biological process (GO): protein transport to vacuole involved in ubiquitin-dependent protein catabolic process via the multivesicular body sorting pathway
Cellular component (GO): endosome
Molecular function (GO): protein binding
Source: RefSeq, a predicted model, not a curated record
AUGGCCCAGAUCCCCAUGAUAUCGGUGCCUCUCAAGGCCACCAACGAGAUUGACUGGAUACACCCCCUGAAACACUACAUACAGCACACCUAUGGUGACGAUCCCGAGAGAUAUGCUGAGGAAUGCGCCACCUUGAACCGCCUCCGGCAGGAUAUGAGAGGCGCCGGCAAAGACAGCACCGCUGGGAGGGACCUGCUCUACAGAUAUUAUGGCCAGCUCGAGCUGCUCGACUUGCGCUUCCCCGUCGAUGAACAGCACAUCAAGAUCUCUUUCACAUGGUUCGAUGCUUUUACACACAAGCCCACCUCCCAGUACUCCUUAGCCUUCGAGAAAGCCUCCAUCAUAUUCAACAUUUCCGCCGUCCUAUCCUGUCAUGCCGCGAAUCAGCCCAGGUCGGAGGAGUCGGGCUUGAAGACCGCCUACCAUUCGUUCCAGGCGUCCGCCGGCAUGUUCAGUUACAUCAACGAGAACUUCCUCCAUGCACCGUCCGUGGAUCUGAGCCGUGAUACCGUCAAGACACUCAUCGCUAUCACGCUUGCCCAGGCCCAGGAGGUGUUCCUGGAGAAGCAGAUAGCUGACCAGAAGAAGGUUGGGCUUUUGGCCAAGCUUGCCAGUCAAGCAGGCACUCUAUAUAGCCAGUCUAUUGAGGGCGUCCAGGAGAACGUGACCAAGGCAAUUUUCGAGAAGGUUUGGCUUCUGAUGGUCCAGAUAAAAGCAAAUCUGUUGAACUCCAUGGCCCAUUACUUCCAGGCAUUGGCAGAUGACGAUGCUAAUGCCCAUGGUGUUGCGGUCGGUAGACUUCAAGCUGCUGAGACCCUGGCGAAGGAAGCAACCAAGGGGGCCUCGAGCUUUCCCGGAUUUGUCCCCCCAAGCUCGAAUCUCCAAGCGGACUGCGGCAGUCUCCUCGUUGAGCACACGAAGCGGCAUCUUUCGGCUGUCCAGGAGAAAUUGAAGGAGCUAGCCAAGGAUAAUGACUACAUUUAUCACCAGAAUGUUCCUCCAGAGGCUAGUCUUGCUCCAGUGGCCAAACUACCAGCCGCAAAACCCAUACCAGUCUCAGAGCUAUAUGCCGGCCAGGAUAUUCAGCGCAUCACCGGUCCUGACCUGUUCUCAAAAAUCGUACCCAUUGCGGUGACAGAAUCCGCGAGUCUGUAUGAUGAAGAGAAGGCGAAACUUAUCAGGGCAGAGACGGAACGUGUUGACUUGGCAAACAGCGAGAUGGCUGCGAGUUUGGAUUACCUGAGGCUCCCAGGAGCAUUGCAGGUGCUGAAAGGCGGAUUUGACCAUGACAUACUUCCGGACGAGGAUUUCCGUACCUGGUGCGACGAUGUCGCAGGACACGAGAACCCACGCCUGAUUUUCGAAACCCUGAGAUCCGAGAGAGAUUCCACCAUUUCCAUAUUGGACAAGUGCUCCCAGCAGUUGGACAUGGAAGAAGGCGUCUGCGAGAAGAUGCGUUCGAAAUACGACAGCGAAUGGACACAGCAACCCAGCGGGCGACUUACUACAACACUGAGGAGCGACGUUCGGAACUACCGCGAGGCUCUGAAUGAAGCCUCGAAGAGCGAUUCGCAGCUUGCCUCAAAGCUGGGACAAAACCAAGAUGUUUUUGACGAGAUGCGUUCUGCGGCUCAGCAUGGAGAAGUCGACGCGCUAUUUCAAAAGGUCGUCAGCAAGGUACGCGGGAAAUCAAGUGGUGUGGGAAGCCCUGCAACAGAGCCGAAUCUCCUGGAUGCAGAUUUCGAUGACAGUGGACCGAGUGUCAUGGACCAAAUUAAGAAGGUCGAGGAAACUUUGAAGAAGUUGAACUUGAUUAAAAGGGAGCGUAAUCAGGUCCACAACGACGACAUCUCCCAGAUUCUGAUUUUGAACAAGAAGUCGAUAGCAAACUACGAGAAUCAGCUUUUCCAACAGGAACUAGAAAAGUUCCGGCCCCACCAGACUCGUCUGCUUCAAGCAAACCACAAACAGUCAGCUCUGAUGAAAGAGCUUUCCAUGACAUUCAACAAUCUUUUGCAGGACAAACGCGUCAGGUCAGAGCAAAGCAAAUACGAGGCCAUUCAAAGGCAACGGGCCUCAGUUGUUGGGAAGUACAAGCGAGCGUAUCAGGAGUUUUUAGAUCUCGAGGCAGGCCUGCAGAGUGCAAAGAGAUGGUAUGCGGAGAUGAAGGAGACAGUCGAGAGCCUCGAGAAGAACGUGGAGUCUUUUGUCAACAACCGCCGUUCUGAAGGGGCUCAGCUCCUAAACCAGAUUGAGCAGGAGCGCGCUGCGAACAAGAUAUCAAGUACCAACCUCACCGCCACCUUCUCAGACCCAAAUGCCUCAAUAUCAAAGCCCCUACAACCCGAGCACAUACGGGCGCACGCCAGGACCUACAUCCCCUCCGCCGACGCAAACGAGUUUCGGGUCAGCCGCCGGCAUGCGACCUGGGCCUACAUCACCGCCGCCUACGCAGACAAGUUUUGGACAGUCUUCAAGGCCAUACAGCACCUAUGGAAAUCCUCUCGCCCCGACGGCGACGCCAUCGCAGAACGGUUCAUUACGGAGCAAGCAAUUAUGGAUAUCCGGCACAACAGCCGCCUCCUCAACAGCAACCGCAGAGUCAAGCAGACCCAUGGGCUGGCUUGA